Laccaria bicolor S238N-H82 is the source of this 1353-nucleotide messenger RNA. Its product is annotated as glycoside hydrolase family 5 protein. The annotation marks the transcript as partial. Gene Ontology annotation, cellular component: cell surface; extracellular region. Gene Ontology annotation, biological process: glucan catabolic process. NCBI's taxonomy places the organism in Eukaryota, Fungi, Basidiomycota, Agaricomycetes, Agaricales, Hydnangiaceae. The transcript is spliced from 7 exons. The record is from RefSeq and is a predicted model, not a curated record. Gene Ontology annotation, molecular function: beta-glucosidase activity.
GGUAGCACCGUUACUAUGGACGAUGGCUCAACAUUCAUAUACCGCAAUUCUUUCGGUGGCACUUGGUAUUUUGAUGAAAAUGAUCCAUAUAACAAUGCGGCUCAAGCUCAAUCUUGGAACCCUGCCCUGAACGCUACUUUCCGCUAUGGCACUGACAAAAUACGCGGAGUGAAUAUUGGUGGAUGGUUGAACACUGAACCAUUUAGUUCUCCUGCCCUUUUUCAGCCAUACCUCAGUAACUCUCAGCCUGCUGUCGACGAAUGGACACUCAGCGUUGCGAUGAGGGCCGAUACCGCUAAUGGAGGCAUAUCCCAAUUAGAGAAUCAUUACAAGACAUUUAUUACCGAGAAGGAUUUUGCGGAGAUAGCUGGUGCUGGUCUCAAUUUUGUUCGCAUACCAAUUCCCUACUGGGCAAUUGAGACCCGAGGAAGUGAACCUUUUUUGGCUGGGACCUCCUGGACCUAUUUCCUCAAAGCCAUCAAGUGGGCUAGAAAAUACGGCCUUCGUAUCAAUCUUGACCUACAUGCUUUGCCUGGCAGUCAGAAUGGAUGGAAUCAUUCCGGAAAGCUUGGAACCAUAGGCCUUUUAAAUGGUCCUAUGGGGUAUGCUAAUGCCCAACGAUCCCUGGAUUACAUUCGCGUCUUUGCCGAAUUUAUGUCACAACCACAGUACAGAGAUGUCGUGACUAUUUUUGGUAUAAUGAAUGAACCUCAAGGUCCCACUAUGGGGCAGGAUGCGCUUUCGAGAUUCUACAUGGAGGCAUACAACAUUAUCCGCACAGCUGGCGGUACCGGCGCAGGCAACGGUCCAUUCAUUUCGCUGCAUGAUGGUUUCUUUAGCCGAAGCCAAUGGGUUGGCGUCUUCCCAAACGCCGAUCGUGUCGGUUUAGAUACCCAUCCAUACCUCUGUUUCAACGACCAAUCGUCGAGUCCCAUGUCUUCAUACGCCACCACCCCCUGCACUUCGUGGGGAAGUCUUGUCAAUAAUUCCAUGAGUAACUUCGGUUUGACAACUGCCGGAGAGUGGAGCAAUGCUGUGACCGAUUGUGGAUUAUACCUAAAUGGUGUCAACCUCGGAACACGUUAUGAAGGGACCUAUCAAGGCAGUACUUCUCGUGUUGGCAGCUGCACCCCGUGGACGGAUUGGCAAAACUGGGACUCAACCAUGAAGACUGCUAUCAAUACAUUUGCUCUAGCCAGUAUGGAUGCCCUUCAAGAUUAUUUCUUCUGGACAUGGAAAAUCGGUAACUCUAGUGUCUCGGGAACAGUCGAAACGCCAGCUUGGUCAUAUCAGCUGGGUCUUGAAAACGGCUGGAUGCCUAAAGACCCACGCCAGGCGAUAGGUGCCUGCGGA